CUUCGAGCGUAAUGAAAGUAACCGUCCGACAUGAUGCGAAGUUAUGAGUUUUAAUGAAAAUCCAAUGGCAUAUUAAGACAGUCUUAAAACGUUUGUGAACAAGGAUGGAUAUGAAAGUUGUUUUAUACAUAUCUUUCAUUGUAUUCUUCACAAAUCUACCUCAACAGACGGAGCAGAGCGACCCAAUCUUGGCGAAAUCACAUUGUGGUCAAGUUAAUGCGACAGCAUUCCCAGCUUGUGUGAAAGAAGGCUUCAGUUACACGGUCAUAAGUCUUGCGAAUAAGUAUUACGCCAGGAGCUAUGCGGGGAUAAUAAAAAACGUCAUGGAAAGACUCGGUGACUGCUCAAAGUACACAGCAUUCAUGCUGUGUUCACUGUAUGUACCGAGAUGCAAUAGCAGCGAGAAGGGACCCUUACUUCCUUGCCAAGAAGUUUGUUGGGAAUUUGUCAAAGACUGUGGCACGAAGAUGGAUUUCACUGGAUUGAACUGGUUGAAAUCGCUAUGCAGUGUUCUACAGAACAAGACAGAAAAACCUGGAUGUUUUAAACCCAAGGAUUUCACGCCGUCAAAAUCAACCUUUACAGGUUUGUCUUGUAAAGCAAAGGUUCUAAACGAAAACUGCGGUAAAAGCUUUGAGAACACUAUUGUACCGGAAAAAACACAACGGAACAAAACCUUCCAAGAUAAAGAAAGUGAGGCUAUGGGACGCAUGAUGAACUCCAGCACAAAUGAGAAGUGUAAGACAAUUCUCGCGAAGCUGGCUUGUGCAUCGUAUACACCGCCAUGUAAUAGAAACAAGAUGGAGACGCUGUGCAGAACGGAAUGUGUUUACCUGUUCGAUAAUUGUCAAGGAGCUGCUGAUAUUCCGGGUGUGGUAGCCUACUGCGCUGAGCCGGCUGAGGGAUAUUCGGACAACGGUUUUUGCAAGCUAAACAGGUGGCCAAGUGCGAGACAUUGGGAAACAGGUUCACGGACCACUACGAUAUUGCCUCAGUCCUUUCCCCCAGGUCUCAUUGCUGCCCUCGUUUUGGUGCCACUCUUUGCAGUGAUCUUCAUCUAUCUUGCCGUUGCUGUGCGCAGGCGUUACCAUCAGAGGACAAGCGGUUAUGUGCAGCAGAGAUCAACAUACACCGAGCCUGAUAACCCUACUGCAUAACGCGAAAUCAAGGCUCUUAUUUUUCUUAGUCUUUGUUUAAGAGAGGUCAUUGCUCUUCUUCCAUCAAACGUCUUGUGACACUGGUUAAGCUUUUAUUUAAUUCCUGCCCUUUAACAAAACAUAUGAUAUAUCAUAAGAAAAUUUGGCGAGCGUAAUAGUUUCAAGUUCAUAAUUUAAAAUUUGUUCUAAUCUCCUCCAUCCUCAGCCAUCCUUUAAUAUUUUUGGUUUAUUAUCACCUCUGGCUCUUGUGUUUUUCUAUCUUACCAAGGAAAAACUUUUUGAGUCAUUUAAAAUCUGUCAAUCUUUUCCAUCCUUUGCCAUACCUCGUCUUUCUUGACUUAUCGUUGUCUCUGUUGUGUUAUGCUAUCUUAUUAUUUUCUAUAGUCCUCCUCUGCUGAAUAUAGUUUCCCGCCACCAAAAAUGACACAAAUCCUUAUCAAAGAUCGAGAACUUAAAACAGACAAAUGUGAGGCACUGUUUAUUACGAUUUACAUGAUUGGCUCUAUGGUAACUUGCUCAGGUGAAACAACGAGAAAAGACUGCUGCAUUUGCGGACAACGAUUGCGUCGUAACUAGACCGAAUGGAACUAAAAUUUGACGUCGAGUGCUGCGUACAAAAUUAAGUCGAUGGUGGCAAGCCUACCUUUAGAAAACUGGAAUAGUUAUGAAUUAUGCGUGGCUGUCUUUAUCUCGAUCUUCAGUGCUGCCAUCUCAUAAAGCUUACAGUUUACUUCACAGAGAACAGCUCGGUUCGCAAAGCCUAUCUCGUAGAAAAAAUAAACGAAAGCUGAGAGGUCCACACGUUUACUGAGUUUCUUUGGCUGAACUGCUUAUAAUUUUCUUUCUUCGUGUAUUAUGCAAUGUACUAACCAUUUUUUCGAUAUUCUGAGCUCAAGAAUCUUAAGUAUUGUCUAGUACUUUUGGCAUGAGCUUCUGGCUCGAGAGAAUACUUAGGCUGUCUCUGUAUUAUUGACAUGCAAUAGGAAAAAAGAAAGAGUCACUUACUUGCUCCUUCACAAAGCUAAGGUCAAGGAUCUUUACUCCCGUAAGUGUCUCAAGAUUUAUGUCUCCUCGUGUUUUUUUUUUUUUCUUGUAUUUUGCUUUCUAAUAAACCUGUUUUGCAAAUAAAAUAUCCUUCUUCUCUUUUUUAAGCCAAUAAAGCAGGCUCAGGUAGAACUGAGAGGAAAAAAAAGCCGAAAUCAGAGUUAUGCUUGUCCACCAGUCUGGUCUCUCAGUCAAUCGAUCAGACAAAUAUUUCUUAGGCAA
Pocillopora verrucosa is the source of this 2423-nucleotide messenger RNA. RefSeq lists its product as uncharacterized. Gene Ontology annotation, cellular component: plasma membrane; cilium; dendrite. The record is from RefSeq and is a predicted model, not a curated record. Gene Ontology annotation, biological process: smoothened signaling pathway; central nervous system development; pattern specification process. NCBI's taxonomy places the organism in Eukaryota, Metazoa, Cnidaria, Anthozoa, Scleractinia, Pocilloporidae. Gene Ontology annotation, molecular function: patched binding.